Messenger RNA from Meleagris gallopavo (turkey), 3956 nucleotides. RefSeq names its product synaptotagmin 13 (gene SYT13). Gene Ontology annotation, molecular function: SNARE binding; calcium ion binding; calcium-dependent phospholipid binding. Gene Ontology annotation, cellular component: exocytic vesicle; dense core granule; plasma membrane. Gene Ontology annotation, biological process: synaptic vesicle endocytosis; calcium ion-regulated exocytosis of neurotransmitter. NCBI's taxonomy places the organism in Eukaryota, Metazoa, Chordata, Aves, Galliformes, Phasianidae. The record is from RefSeq and is a predicted model, not a curated record.
UCUUUCCUCUCUAUCACACAUCAGACUUUUCCCAGUGGAGCUGGAGAACAGGCUUCAAUGAAAACUGCCUGUUUGCAGCUAUAUGGAUAUUACAGCCUCCACAAGCACUACUUCCUCUACCUGACCUGGAGCAGAAACAUCAUUAUCAGGAUAGAAAGGGAAUCUUGUUGCCUAGCAAAGGUGGGAUGAUUUAUCUCUGUCUCUAGAUUGGUCCCUUUUCUUUGCUGCACAAAAUAAUUGUUUUCAGACUUCCAAGGAGAAUGAAGCCAGGCUAGAAAACGGAGUGAAUGUAAAACAGCUGCUCUCCCAGGGAGGAGAAGGAGUCACAGGUUUUCAUUGCUUUUUGUUCCUGUGCAGCUCAGGACAAUGGUUUUGUCUGCCCCAAUUAUUGCCCUUGGGGCUACCUUAGGGACUGCAACUAGCAUCCUUGCCCUCUGUGGUCUCACCUGCUUCUGCAAAUGCAAGCAACCAGGGAAAGGACUCUCAGAAAAGGACCAAGAUGAGGACACGGAAAAUACUAAACCCAGUGUGCUUCAACCAGCCCAGCAAUUCAAUGUUAAGAAAACUGCAGAGCCAGUCCAGCCUCGAGCUCUCCUGAAGUUUCCCAACAUGUAUGGCCCCAAACCUGUUGUAACUUCACCUGAAGUUGUUAACUACACACAAUACUCCUUGAAGACAACAGAAGAACCAGCCACUGUAAAACAUGCCGUUUUGGAUGAGAACAGGAUGAAAAUACAAGUAAAUGAAGAAUUGUUCAUUCUCCCUCAAAACGUUCCAGGUGUGGUAAAGGAUGUGUGUGUCACGGAGCACUUGAAGCCCGAGCGGGCAGCCAGCUGUAACCAGGUCCCUGAACUGCGCUAUUCCCUCACGUAUGAUCAACAAAAAGCUGAGCUGUGCGUGGCCCUUCUGGAAGCUAUGCAUGGCAAAAUGAGUAGUGACCAAGAUGCUGGCUGCCAUUGCUACAUAUUGGGCACACUGGUGAGCAAAUCUGGCAUGACUGAAGCCCAGACAGAGCUGAAGAAGAAGGUGCUUCACACCCUCUGGGAGGAGGCCCUGCGGUUUCCAUUAACUGAGGAGGAGAUGCAAGAGGGGACACUGACUCUCACCUUGAGAAACUGCGACAAGUUCUCCAGACACAGCAUUGUGGGGGAACUCAAACUGAGCCUUGCUAACAUGGAGGACUUCGGGAUGGCCCAGUGGGAAAGGCUAAAGACCCCAGAGAAGGAGCCAUCUACAGGCCACGGGGAAGUUCUGCUCUCUAUCAGCUAUCUGCCAGCUGCAAACCGCCUGCUUGUGGUGAUUAUUAAGGCUAAAAAUCUCCAUUCCAAGCAGCUGAAAGAUCUACUUGGAAACGACGUUUCUGUCAAGGUGACCCUGAGGCAUCAGUCCUUGAAGCUGAAGAAGAAGCAGACCAAACGUGCAAAGCACAAGAUCAACCCCGUCUGGAAUGAGAUGAUCAUGUUUGAGGUGCCUCACGAGCUGCUACGUGCCUCUAGUGUAGAGCUGGAAAUUCUGAGCCAGGAUGGUGCUGGGCAAAGCCAAGUGCUCGGCAAGUGCAGCCUGGGUUUGCAUGUCACAGGCACAGAGAGGAACCACUGGGAAGAAAUGCUGAGGAACCCCAGAAGACAGAUUGCCAUGUGGCAUCAACUCCACAAGUAGGCAUGCUAUGACUACUGCCAACCAGAUUUCCACCAAGCCUCUGAGCCUGGGGACAUAAGCUGCAUUUCACCUUCCACUUUCCCAUCCCACCAAGUGGCCCAGUACAGCAUUUUUCUCUGGCCACCCGCUCUGAUUGCCAAAGGAAACUGUCUGGAAAAUGUAUUUAGAGGACAAUCGCUCACCCAACCAAGUGGUUCUCCCAAAUAAAUGGUUUGGCUGUCAGGUGAUUUGAAUUACUUUUGUUAGCCUGCCCACUGUCAUUUCUUAGAGUUCCCAGUUUCUGCAGAGAAGCUGAGGGGAUCAGAGGGAUCACAGAAAUCUGAGUUGCUCCUUGGCAUCUGGCACUUUCACCCAAGUUCCCUGGUGGGAACUGGCUCCAUAACAUGCAGCAGUAAUUUUGCCAGUCGCCGUUUUUCAUAAUGCUUUAUAAGACUGUGAGAAAUGAAGAUCAAAAAAUAAAUGCUGUCUUCUGACCCAAAGCAGUAAUAUGGAAGAGAAAGAGAAGCAAGGUGGAAACAUAGAUGAAAAUGCAUUAGGUGGAUAUCUAGAAGUAGAGAAGGAAUAGAGGAAGAAGAGAGACAGUCAUACCACCACCCAGUGUAGUCUUCGAAGCAAACACUGCCAAACAAGAAGUCAAAUAUUUUUCUUCACUUUUUUUUAUUAGAGUGUUUGAUACCUUAGCUUCAGGGUUCAUGAAAACUGUUGAAAGCAUGGAAGUUUCAGAACCCUUUAAAAAAUUACCUAUCUCUUCUAUCUUUCUACAUCACCCAUGAAAACCCUAAACAUGGACAACAGGUUAUUACUGACAUUAUCUUCAAAAACUUGGACCAAAUCCUUCUGCUUAUUGACAUUCUUUUCUGUUUGGGAAUUUCUGAUCUGAAAAAGGUGCAAAUACAGUAAUUGAUUUCCAGGCAGCAUCUAUAAAAAAGAAGUGGGAUCAUUUCAUACCUUAGCAUUUGAUUGAUGGUUUUGGUUUGAAGUUAACUUUCACUCCCAAUUCUCAUACCUGCAUUACCUGAAAACCCUUCCGAAUAGCCAUGUAUUUCAUCACUUCCAGACAGAAGGAAUUCACUGACCAGACAUACUUUCUACAGCUUGCUUUUUUGUGUGCACUUUCAAGAUCUGACGUGGCUUAAAUGUUACUGUUUACUGUUCUUUUAGUGUCUGGAUGGACUGAAAAGCUGGCAUUGCCAGCAAUGAUGUUAUGAUCUCAUAAGCACACUGCUUGUUAUACUGCUUUAUUUCAAGUAGUAGACACAGCUCUGAGGGACUUGCACGGGGACAAGGCAUCCAGAAGUCUGAAAACAGAACCAUAUGUUUUGUAGCACUGAAAACCUCUGAGAACUUCAUUUUUUGCGGGAUCAGUUUGAUCCUCUGUUUAAUUCAAAAUAUUAAACAUAUGACACUGGGCUUUAUCUAGAAUACAUCCCAUUUUGCUGAUUUAGCCAAACAAGUCUUGUUAAUUGUCAGGUGAAGGCUACCACACUGCAGUGAAAGGGGAAACAACCAGAACCAGUCUCUGAAAAUUGGCUGAAGUGUCAGGCACAGAAGUUUGUGAACAGAGGAGAGGAGUUCAGCUAGAAGCCACUAACUAGUAAUGACUGUGGCUGGUAUUUGGGCCAUCUUUUUUCUUCUUCAUUAAUGACCUGGAUGACAGGACAAAGUAUACCUCAAGCAGGUUUGCAGAGGAUACAAAACUGAGUGUAGUGGUUGAUACACAAAGUGCUUGUGCUUCCUUUCAAACGAAUGUGAACAGGCUGGAGAAAUGGACUGACAAGAAUAUUCAAUAAAAUGAAAUGUAAAGUCUUGCAACUGAAGGGGAACAACCACAGGGCUGGGGCCAACCAUCUGGAAAGCAGCUUUGCAAGGAACCUGGCGUCCUGAUGGAAACCAAGUCAAACAUAAACUAGCAGUGGGCUUUUGCAUCAAAGAAGUACAACAGUGCCCUGGGUUGCAUUAUGAAAACCAUUGCCAGCAGGUCAGUGGGGGUGAUGCUACUCAGCACUGGUGAGGGCAGAUGUGUCCUGCUCUUGGCUUCCAAGGCAAGAAAGAUUUGGAUUUACUGGAGCAAGGUCAGCAAAGGGCCAUGAAGAUGAUCACAGGAGAUAAGUAUCUUUUGUAUGAGGAGAAGCUGAGACCUGACACCGUCUAUCCUGGAGAAGAGAAAGAUUGAGGGGAGUCUUACUUGAUCUGGAAAAGGAGAAAAGAAGAUGGAAACAGACUCUUCUCAGUAGUGUCCAGUGACAGCAUAAGAGGCAAUGGACACAAAUCACAAUACAUAUAAAUCUCUCUCUCCC